Molecule: messenger RNA, 1494 nt
Organism: Myiozetetes cayanensis
Lineage: Eukaryota; Metazoa; Chordata; Aves; Passeriformes; Tyrannidae
Gene: PDGFRL
Product: platelet derived growth factor receptor like
Exons: 6
Coding region: 14-1147 (377 amino acids)
Source: RefSeq, a predicted model, not a curated record
GGUUGCUCCAGCCAUGGAGCCUGGGUGGUCCCUCAGCUUGCUGCUGCUGCUGCUGCUGCUGCUGCAGGAGACUCUGCCACACGUUAUUGGACAGUCUGCAAAGAGUAAGCAUCCAAAAGAACAUGGGGAAAACAAGGUUUUUAACAAAAAAGUAAAACCCAAAACUCCCAAAAUGAAGGAGAGAGAAUCUGCUGACUCCUCUUUGAAGUCCCAGUCCAUACUGACACAGGUGAUGGAUAAAGGUCGUUUCCAGAAACUGGCUGCCACUUUAACCCUGUCUGCAGGACAAAGCAUAGAACUGCGAUGUAAGGGGAGUAAUGUUGUUUGGAACUACCCUUCAUACUUAGACACCUUUAAAGACUCCAGACUCAGUAUAAAGCAGCUUGACAGGUAUGGUCAGCUGAUCCUGGCAAACACCACUGCAGCAGACACAGGUGAAUACAGCUGCUGGCUUCAGCUGUGCAACGGUAACAAAUGCAGGAAGGACGAGACUAAAACAGGCUCAACGUACAUCUUUUUCGCAGACAAAGAGGAACUUUUUGUGCCUACUCCCCAUUAUUUUGAGAUUGUCUACCUGAACCCGGAUAAACCUGCAGUCGUCCCAUGCCGCGUUACUACUCCUUCAGCGAAAGUAACUUUACACAGGGAAUUUCCAGCAGAAGAAAUUGAAACAGAUGGAACUGAUAUUAUUUAUGAUGCAAAAAAGGGUUUUGUCUACCAGCACCCUACUUUUGAUGAUAAGGGCAUUGUCUACUGCAAAGCAGAGUCACAGGGAGCACCUCAGAUUUCCAUCAAAUAUCACCUAUUGUAUGUGGAAGUUCCCAAGGGCCCACCCUCAACCACAAUUGAGGCGUCAUCCAAUAGAGCCAAACUCGGUGACCGUGUUGUUGUGAUCUGCACAGUCCCUGGGGAUCCAGAUGUAGAUGUGCACUUCACGUGGCAGUACCCAGGGCAAGAGUUUGAGUUGCCUGUGAUUAUUAAAAACUUCUCAAGAUUGGUAAACAGAGGAACUGGACAUACUACAAGAAUCUCAAAGAGCCUUCUUCUUGUUGUUGAUUUUGAAGCCAGAGAUGCUGGAAACUACAUUUGUGUAGCUCAGAACCUACAAGGAGAAACAACAGUAGCUACUAAAGUUGAACUAUAUUGAUAGGAAAGAUUUCUGGGCCUGGACUAAACUGUGUAUUACUUGACAUUAUAGCCAUUAAUUUUCUUUAUUAAUGUUUCAAUGAAGCUUCUCUCUCACUAACAGUAGUGAGUUGGGAGCUAAUGAAACUACUACAAAGCACUGAAGUUUAAGCCUGAACAUGCAUGGGGCAUGUUGUAUUUAGGAAUAAGUGCUCUUGGGCUUUCCUUUGCAUAGGUCAGCCUGCUGUGUGGUGCUUGCAAUUUUAAUAAUGACAGUACUGUACGUGUUUAAAACAACAACAAAAAAAGAACAAAAAAACACUUGAUACAAAAUGAACUAAUACCAGAUGUUUAUUUUGCAAGAAUAAU